This is a messenger RNA of Cottoperca gobio, 2053 nucleotides long. It is a transcript of the gene arl4ca, whose product is annotated as ADP-ribosylation factor-like 4Ca. Gene Ontology annotation, molecular function: GTPase activity; GTP binding. Bases 683 to 1267 code for a protein of 194 amino acids. Lineage: Eukaryota; Metazoa; Chordata; Actinopteri; Perciformes; Bovichtidae. The record is from RefSeq and is a predicted model, not a curated record. The transcript has a single exon.
GUUUAUAUAUAUUUCACCACGAGGUGUCAGAGUUUUAACAGCUCGCGCAGCUCAGUGCGCAGAGGAAACACUGAAGUCAAAGCACGAACGAAUACUGUUCAAAAUAAAACCCUCCUCGACCUCACCUUUCUGUAGAAGUCCGAUCAGAGCAGGGGAGGCUUUUAUUUGUAAGGCACCUUUGCCUAACCGGAAGUCUUAUUUUGUAGGUGUCUGCAUCAGCUUGACGCAUCUUUCAUGGCAACAUUUAGAGGCUGAGCCACGCGUGACACACCAGCACUUGUGUUUGUGUGUGUUACUACAUGAUGACAGCUGCUACGCACUUGGAGACACACGGUCACGAUGUGACAUUUGGCCACGCGUAAUUUGCGCAUUUGGAGAGCGGUACGCACGGUGAAUGCGCCGCUGUGCGUGCGAUGAUUUGACUGUUUCUGUGCCUGGUGCUGUUGGAGUGAGUCCAGGGAUGCUGCGGCUUAUCUGGCUGCCGGAGUGCCUUCGCGCAACGAGGGGCUGCGCCCUCCACAUUUGCUGAGCAGGAGUGGCGCGGAUCUGGCGUUUCUGCGCGUUUGCCGACCUUAUGAUCUGACUCGCGCUAUGGAUCACUCCCGGGACAUUUAAGCAUCUCCUGCGGUGAUAUCGCUCGCUGCUGGGACUGUUGGAGUGCGUGUCCUUCCCAGGCUGCAACAUGGGGAACAGUUUUUCCAAUUUGGGUGCCUUCCAGUCCUUGCACAUAGUCAUGCUCGGCUUGGACUCUGCGGGAAAAACCACCGUGCUGUACCGGCUGAAAUUCAACGAGUUCGUCAACACGGUGCCCACCAUCGGCUUCAACACGGAGAGGAUCCGGCUGGGCGGAGCGGGGGCCUCCAGGGGCAUCAGCUGCCACUUCUGGGACGUCGGGGGCCAGGAGAAGCUGCGGCCCCUGUGGAAGCCCUACAGCCGCUGCACGGACGGCAUCGUGUACGUGGUGGACUCCGUGGACGCCGAGAGGCUGGAGGAGGCCCGCACCGAGCUGCACAAGAUCACCAGGUUCUCGGAGAACCAGGGGACCCCGCUGCUCGUCAUCGCCAACAAGCAGGACCUGCCCCGGGCGCUGGAUGUCGGGGAGAUAGAGAGGCAGCUGGCUCUGGCGGAGCUCAGCCCCUCCACCCCGUACCACGUCCAGCCGGCCUGCGCCAUCAUAGGAGAGGGGCUGGAUGAGGGCAUGGACAAGCUGUACGAGAUGAUCGUGAAGAGGAGGAAGUCACUGAAGCAGAAGAAGAAGAGGCAGUGACCGCACAUUCUCCUUACUAUAUAAAUAUAGAACUUUGCAGAGAUAUAUAGCAUUAAUAUCAUCAUUGAUCACCACUGAAACAUUGCAAGUCUCCAUAUAUACAGAAAUAUAUUUAUAGUGAUGCUAAGACAUAUUGUCACUUUAAACUCAUUAGGGUAUUUGGUUGUACAUGAAUGUGAAAGAGCGACAUAAAGAAGACAAAGCUGUCGAAACUCCAUUUAGCAGAGAAUUAGAUAAGUAUAGAUAUUAAUAACAAAACAAUCUAAAUAAUCUUACAUGUAUUGUUCAGCAGAUUCAACCUCUCCCUGAGUGAGUCCCUGAUGUAGGAUAAAGCUUUAUAAAGCACGUGGAUCUGCAGAGCGCCCUGUUGCACAGAUGUGUGUGUGAGUGUGUGAGUGCUGCAGGAUGCACUGAUGCUGGGAGGUGGUGUUACACCAAAGAUGAUGAAGAAAGCUCUUCCAUCCAUCCGUCAUUGUUAAGUCACGUACAACCCUCGCUGCCUCUCUGAGGUGAACGUGAAGUGAAACUCUUCGUUUAGGUUCUGCUCAGUCUAAAUGUUCAUGUUCAGUUAAGACGAGACUCUGCAGGUGAGGAGGCUCGAAGUUUAACUGAUGCACAUCAUCACGUUACGCACGUUAAGACGCUUCUUCUUCACGUUUUCUGGAAUUUAUGUUUAAAUAUGCAAAUGAGGCUUUCUCUUAUUAAAUAUGUGCUGGUUUGCAGAAAAGUGAAGUCUGGAUGAAGCAGAAGUGUUUCAUGUUGUUCACAUGUCAAAGGUUUGUACAG